Molecule: messenger RNA, 1047 nt
Organism: Suillus clintonianus
Lineage: Eukaryota; Fungi; Basidiomycota; Agaricomycetes; Boletales; Suillaceae
Exons: 3
Coding region: 1-1047 (348 amino acids)
Source: RefSeq, a predicted model, not a curated record
AUGGCGCCUUUUAACUUCGCUUCUGCGUCCGUCGCUCCCGUCGAUCCUGAAGUCGACAAACUUCAACGUGAUUUCGCGGCCCUCAAGAUGCGUUUGAACGGCGUUGUCGCAUGCAUUCCCGAUGAGACGGGCGAGGCAGUGGAGGAUAGGAUUCAGUGGUUGUGGCAAUGGAAGGUCUUAUCGAGUGAUUUAUCCGCUUGUUCCGCGGCCAGGCUUGCCAAGGGCCUCCCCUUUGAUUUUUCUGAGGCGGAGGUGGCUAGCGGCAAUACUGCCAACGCGGCUUUCGACCGUUUCACCGCGGCCCUGAAGGCUAUCGAAGAGAAGAAGGCUCGCCAGGCUACUGAAGAAGCCGCGCGCAAGACCGCUGAGGCUGAGGCCGCCAAGUCCGCGGGUGUCGAUGAGGAAGAAGCAAUGGUUCGUGCUUCGCGACAGGAUGGGAAAAGGAAGUGUAGCGAGGCGGUAGUAGAGUCCGAUGAUGAGGAUGUCGCGGACGAGGAGAUUGUGGUACAGAGAAAGACACCCGGCAUAGCUCCCAAGCAUGCAACCCGCUGCGCCAAGUGCACUAAGACCAACCGUGACUGUUUUGGCUUCCCCGGGGUCGCUUGCAACGGGUGCAAGAAGUUGAAGGUCGGCUGCACCCACUCCAACCGCAAGAAGCGCCGUGUGCAGGCCGCCCCUACCCCUCCUAUUCCCUCCAGCUCUCGUUCCGGUACCAUACGUCGCCCAAAGUCUACUGUUUCACCCCCCAUCGUUCUUUCCGACUCCGAUGGCGAUGCCGAGUCCAUUCUUUCCAAGGCACCUGCUUCUCCUAAGCGCAAGGAGGUGGAGGAGAGUGAUGACGAGGAGGAUGAGGUUGAAGAAGAAAUUUGUGGUGCGGACAAGGAGUUCCCUAGUCUGGCCAACUCCGGCCUUGGGGAGGAGGAAGUUACUAUCCGGGGUGAGAUCCGUCGUCUCCGCGCCAAGGCAUACCAAGCCAAUGUGCUGAUGAUGGAGGUCGCUAAUGGACUUGAUUUGAUCGAAUACCGCCUUAACCGUCGCCGCACUUAG